Myripristis murdjan (pinecone soldierfish) is the source of this 2100-nucleotide messenger RNA. RefSeq lists its product as uncharacterized. Lineage: Eukaryota; Metazoa; Chordata; Actinopteri; Holocentriformes; Holocentridae. The record is from RefSeq and is a predicted model, not a curated record. Bases 510 to 1916 code for a protein of 468 amino acids. The transcript is spliced from 4 exons.
CUGAUCUACCUCUUAGUGUUUGGAGUUUAGAUAUAGAAGUCUGUGCUUCCUGUUUCAACAGGAGAGUUUGGGCUCAUUUGCUAACUUAGUUUGUUGCUUUUCACUGAGACAAAAAAGCUCAGCAAUGAUCCCUCUAGAUUGUUUAAGGCUUUGUUUGCUUGGCAUGUGGCUGGUGGUUGGUGGUGUAAAUUGUGAGAAUACCCAGAGAGGUUAUGUUCUUCGUGUCCAGACAGGAAGGACUCCAGUGGAAGUCCGCAAUGACAAAAGUGACUACAAAAGAUGGAACGAACCAUCUAGUUCCAGAGGUCCUACAGGUGGUUACAAGACAUUAAGUCUGUACAAAGGAGAAGAUAACCAUAUCUAUCCUGGUGAGGAAGGACAUCACUCCACUGACUCUGUCAGCACAAAUUCAAAGUCUUAAUCCCUCUUCUAUUAUACCUGAAACACAAAUUGGAAACAUUCCAAAAAGCCCAAUUGUAAACCAAGUCAACCAUUUUCAGUCUGACCUCAUGUCUGCUCCUAUUAUACGAGGAAGAAAUGCAGUGGCAUACAACCCCUCGGAAAGUGCUUUUCCUGACAGCAAGAGGAUUCACCAUGCAAGCAAUGAGGCUGGAUUUUCCACUGGUGCAAUUCAAUCUCCAUUAAGUUCCAGUCACCAAACGAAGUGGACAGAAGGUCUUUCACUCGCUCCAGUAGACUUUGGAUCCAACAGAGUAAAGCCCCUCAUCUAUUCAAGCAGCAGUACAAGAGCAAAAGGCCCAAAUAUUCAAGAUAUCAUACCCAGUCUGAAUUCUGUGUCUCACAGGGCCAAUAUGAAAAUUGUCUCCCCACGCCAACACAGCAGACUCAGUCAAGAGUCACAUUUUCCAACCAGAAAUUGGGUGAGUGGAUAUCACACUGGUUCUGUUUUCCAAAGUGGCAGCAAACCAGGCAACUUUGAACACAAUGGCUUUAAUGACGACAGUGCCAAGAAUUCCCAGUCAACAGAUUUAAAUCCUGUCAACAUGAAGGCAGACACCAUCAUAGAGGAACAUAUCACCUCCAGCAAUGCCGAAGGUGUAAGAGGCAAGCAUAGAUCUCAUCCUAUAUGGAGUCGCAGGGACUAUGGCACUGAUCUGACCUCUGAUGUAAGGGGAUAUGCCCAGGUUGGCCGGCUCAAGCCCAAUUUCAAAGCUCAGCACCACUCUAGUUCUGCUCCAGAGAGGAAGUUUUUGAUGCCAAGCUUUCAGUCUGUAAGACAUAAUCAGGAUUAUGGCCCUCAUUCAAGGAAACUAUUGUUUGGACGUGGUGGUCAAGCCCCAAGGCAAAGACAGCCAAACCAUAAGGACACAUCAAAUGGCACGGACAAGUACAGUCCCAGAGUACUCAAAUCUGGUAAGUGGCGUUUUCAAUCCACAGCCAGCCCAAGGAGCCUAGUCCAAGGUAAAUUCAGACCUUUCCAAAGAGUCCACCUGUUUGGAGACUCUUAUACUGGUCGCACCAGGCUGUCAGAUGCUGAAAUGGGUCCAGGCUAUGUAGCUGCAAUAACAUCUUCAUCCCACGGUCUUAAUUUGACCUCCCGAGAUAUUAGUUCAACAGUCAAGCCUUCAGUCACUGCAGAAAUGAGCACUACCUCACCCAGUUUAACCUCUAUGCUGACCAAGAGUCCACAUGCAGAGCUUUUACCCCAAACAUCAGUGAACCUUCAUGAGGGCCAGCCUCGAGGUGAAGCGGGUGUUGCUCCUCUUUUGGAACAAAACAAAAUGUUACUGGUCACUCCUCCAAUGCCACAACCAGAAACUGACAUUGAAGAGAAUGGCCAAGAUGACACAGUUGUAAGCCCCAUGGAAAUAGAGGGGUCUGGAGUUUUUACAGACCCUGCUGCUGCUGCUCCUGUAAAUAUCAGUAAAAGUAGUGAAAACACCAGCAAGAGGUGACCAGCAGUGGAAACCUAUCAGACCCAUGCCAGGUAAUGCAGGACUAUCAAGGUUGUGGUGGUGAAAUGACUUUGAAAGUGGCUCAGUAAAAUGUGAUGGUCUUUUCCUCCAGAUUUUUAACACAUUUGAAAAUCAGCCCCUUGUGCUGCAGUGGUCUGACUUUGAAUAAAUUCUUAAAACCCUU